UUGUCAUGGAUGUCACGCCUGCGCAGUAGCCAACGUGAAAAUCUGAAUCAUCGAUGGAGAGCAAGGGAGGGAGAGCUGGUUGACUGUAGAGUGAUGGGACCCGGCUGAGGAAACAGCAGCGAGUGAUCACUCUCCGAGCUGGGAAUGACAGGAUGACUUCAUGCUCAGAGAUCUGUGGGUCUGAAUACAGUGAGCAAGCUCAAGCCGGUGGAAACUACCAGCAGUAUGGAGUCCGCUCUUACUUACACCAGUUUUAUGAGGAGUGCACAGGAUCUAUCUGGGAGCGCGAUGACGAUUUUCAGAUUCAGAGAUCGCCAAGUUGGUGGAGCUCUUUACUCUGGAAGGUCUGUCUCGCAUUUGGUAGCGUGAUCUUAUUUGCUGGCCUCAUUGUUCUUUUGGUGGGAUAUGCAACACCAGCUAAGAUUGAAGCAUUUGGAGAAGAUGAUCUCUUCUUUGUUGACAGCCAUGCAGUCAGUUUCAAUCAUGCCCUGGAUGCUUGUAAGUUGACGGGCGCGGUUCUAUUCUGUGUGGGUGGCACCUCCAUGGCCGUGGGUCUUCUGCUGUCUGCCUUUGCCAAAAGCUACUCCAAAGAGGAACUGUAUCUGCAGCAGAAGUUUAAGGAGCAUUUGGCAGACCUGCAUGCAACAGUUGGAACCCCAACAAUGAGAGCACCAACCCCUGGAGGGGGAAAGGUACCUGUAACUCUUUCAAAAGUGCAAAACAUCCAGCCGGUGACCACAAAGCCAGAGCCCUAAUUGUAGUCCAGAAGAAGAAGGCGUACAGCGGUUUGACUGAGGAGCAAUCCAUUUGCAGUGCGAAUGCGUGCGUGUGUGUAAAUCGAUCUAUGUAAGCUUUUUUCUUUGUGAAAGGUCAGUUUGCAUGACUGAUAGUAUUGGUUCUUUGUCCUUAUUUAUCUCAUAUGACAUUUAAGCUUGUUUUGAAGGAGUUAACAUAGCUGAACACAGUUGUGUUGUCAUCUCACACAGCAAGCAUAGCCUUACCCUGUAAACUGGAGAACAAAGCACAGAAGCAAAUACGAAUGCUGCAUCCAUUCAACAGUGUUCGUUUCCUCUGGGUUCCCCUUCUGAUAGUGGGAUUAAUUUCCUUUCAAAGUGGAAGGUAAUGCUACUCUAGAGUGGGACACACACAGUGUUGUUUGAAGUUAUCAAAGACAUGAUCAAAAGUAGCACUGAAUACACUAAUCACUUUCUCUGCCUCAAGGGAAAAGAAGGAGGAUGAGUGUUUGAGAAUGCCUACCUUGUAUGUUUAGCUCAAGUGCUCAUCCAAGGACUGGUCAUGAGAGCUGUGAAUUUAAAAAAAAUGGCAGAUGUAGCUUACAAAUGCGCCCUCUUUGUGCAUUUUCCUUGUGAUAGCAACCCAGGAGUCAGAUAGUCUGCUAAAAGUUGACAGCGUCAGGUCAGGUCAGAACAUCGGAACAGAGCCUCAUGCCAGAUUUCACGCUGACAUUUUCUUCUGUCUUAUUUGGCCACUGGCCUUGUAUCUGUCAGUAAACAUUCAGACAAAAUCAAUAGAUGAGACUAGACACAAGAGCAGAAGGUACGUUCAAGCAGAUAGAACAUGCAGAACCACAUAGUGUGGGAGAUUAUUUUCAAAACAUGACACAUAAGCAAUUUGCUAUUCCACUGGCAGAAUCUAUGAAUAUAACUCGAUUUUGUUACACUUAUUCACCACACUCCCCCUCUUUUGUCUCUUUCUCUCUGUGCAAACAUGUAGAUAUACAUGCAUUCACGCAAGCGUGCACAUUUUGCACCAUUCUUUAUUCAAACGUUGUCACAGUUUGGUGCUACUUGUGAAAAGUGACACAGGCUGCACUAAAAAGAGACAAAACAACAUGACAGGCAGGUUACAUAACAGAUGGAUUUGGCAAGCAUUCAGCUCUCCAUUGAACAGCAGCAUCUGAUUUGGUCUGAAACAUUCUUAAAGACUCCCCGAUCUCACACUGGAACUAGAAGUUACAUAGUUGCACUCAUCUUAACACAAUAAUGCAUUACACAAUUGAAAUAAUGACUUAUAUCAUCAUGAAAGCAUCAAUGAAAGUAUUUGCUUGUGUAUAGUUUUUAAGGCCACUUUUAUUUAUUUAUAUUCUAUUCAGGUUCAAUCUUACCAUAACAUAAACUAACAAGCACAAUAAGCUAUUGACGGUCAUAUUUUGCUGUUUUUAAAUAUGCUGUCUGAAUAUAUCAUGAAAAAAAUUCUGUAACAAAUUGAUAUCCAUUGUGUAUUAUUCAUGUUUCUUUUUGUUUUCUCUAUAUUAUCUGUUGCAGUAAUUGUAUAGAAAAAUGGCAUAGCCUACAAAGAUAAACAAAAUUAUUUGUACUGUACUUGGUUAGAGCCAUGUUAGAAUAUAAGUAAAAGGUUUAUCCAAACUGGCUCAUAAUCAGAUCAAUGCAGCAACUCUGCAAAAUAGUUAAGAGUUUAAAAAAUGACACAUUUCUUUUCUGGCUACAUACUGUGUGCUUGUGUGAGUUGACCUUUGAGUAGUCCUUCUUUCUACCUUCAUUCUUCUGUUUUUCUUCUUAUCACUCAGUGAGACUGAAACUUUUUUUUUUCAAAUGUAAAACAAAAACAUAACUAAAACCAUAAGAUUUUAUGAAACAAUAAAUGAGACAUGGCCAAGGCCAUGACAAACCCUCCAGUCUGGUCAGAACUUCAGUAUGUGAUCAGUGAAUGUGUUGUAAUUAUGAGCUAUUCCAUGCUUACAUUACAGUUUCAUUGUCACAACUGACUUUUUUUUCUGCUCUGAAUCUUUUUGUUGGAAUCUAAUUCUGAUUUUCACGCCAUUUCUGUCCUGAAAACAGCGGAUUAUCCCAAUUAAUAUUAUAUUGCUGUACUUAAUGUAAAUUGGAUCAUGAAUAAAUAUGUAGGUGUCCAUAACAGCGUGUUUAUUUUUUAAAGAACACAAUAAAGAUUAUGUCUUCAGCUCAUUAA
Messenger RNA from Menidia menidia (Atlantic silverside), 2949 nucleotides. The record is from the annotation of a GenBank genome assembly. NCBI's taxonomy places the organism in Eukaryota, Metazoa, Chordata, Actinopteri, Atheriniformes, Atherinopsidae.